AUGACAAGAAAAAGGAAAUCACCUGUGGAAGUCCAGUUCAUGUCAGCUCCUGUUCCUACCUCUCUGGACGAGACUUCAGCUGUUAUAGAAAGCUGUGGCAGCUCUCUUUCUGUGAAGGGUACUGUGCGCUCUAGAGCUUAUCUCCAUGGUAGUAAAAUAAAAGUGAAAGAUGCCAUCCAGUCACUAAAAAGAGAUGUGCUGAACACUGUGUUUGUCCGCUGUGAAAUGGUAUUUGAGGAUCAAAUUUUAAACAGAAAUCCUGCAGAUGCUGGUGAUUUUUUAAGCCACAAAGCUCCACAUAGAGUGUUUGCCUCAGUCCUGCCUUCCGGUGUUGCUUUUUGUGAUUAUGGCUUUUCAAAUGAGGGAAGUAAGGACCUGGAAGAUCGUUAUAAAGAGUUGUUGGAUUAUGAUCUGCAUCCAGCACAAUUGGAUAGGACUGAAGAAGUCAUGUUGGAAGAGAUGGGGAUCGAACCUGGCCAAGAUCAAGAACAGUUCAAAGAAGAAGAGGAGGAAAUUACGGAUACCGGCUUUAAAUACAAGGGUAUGGCAGCAGCAGCAGGUGUAGGAGUCAUCGCAGUAGCAGUCUCUGUUAUUUAUUACUUCAUUGGUGGAUCAAUAUGAGCCAUAAUAACGGGAUUCGAUCUCCAUUUUCAAGGAACUUAAGAUCCAGUUCCCAUGCUUUUUUUGACUGAAACUGUAUUCUCAUCUCCAUUUGAAUAAAAGCAUAACACAGCGAGAGAAACAAUAGAUUUUGGUGCCGUUUGUAGUCUGGUAGUACCACUAAAAAGUUUUUAUUGAUCAGUAUGGACUGUAAUAGUUGAUAACAAAUAUUUAUAAAAACUGUGACCAAUUUUAUAUUGUUCCUAAAAUUGUUGGAGAAUUAUAAUUUCAGUAUAAAUUAAGCAUUUAUAUCUCUCUUUUCCUGACCAUAAUCUCCUACCUUUUUCAGGUUGCAAGAUCCUAAACUAUACUUAACAGGAAUGGGAUCCACGGUGACUUGGCUGUUUGGAUUCAGAAUUGGCUUGCCCAUAGGAGACAGAGUGUAGUGGUCGAUGGGACUUACUCUGGUUAGAGGUCCAUAACUAGUGGUGUUCUGCAGGGAUCCCUACUGGGACCUAUGCUGUUUGUGAUGUAUAUAAGUGACUUGGAUGAAAACGUACUUAGGUGGGUUAGUAAGUUUGCAGACAAUACAAAGAUUGGUGGUAUUGUGGGUGGUGUAGAAGAUUGCCAAAGGAUACAGCGGGAUAUAGAUCAGUUGCAGAUAUGGGCGGAGAAAUGGCAGAUGGAGUUUAACCCGGCCAAAUGUGAGGUGUUGCACUUUGGGAGAUCAAAUGUAAAGAAACAGUACACAGUUAAUGCACAGAGGGAUUUUGGGGAGCAUUUACAUAGCUCCCUGAAAGUGGCUGCACAGGUUGGUACAGUGGUAAAAACAGCAUAUGGCACACUUUCCUUUAUUAGUCGAGGCAUU
Messenger RNA from Pristis pectinata (smalltooth sawfish), 1468 nucleotides. Its product is annotated as protein odr-4 homolog. Gene Ontology annotation, biological process: intracellular protein localization. The record is from RefSeq and is a predicted model, not a curated record. NCBI's taxonomy places the organism in Eukaryota, Metazoa, Chordata, Chondrichthyes, Rhinopristiformes, Pristidae. The coding region runs from base 1 to 621 and encodes 206 amino acids. The transcript is spliced from 9 exons. Gene Ontology annotation, cellular component: endomembrane system.